AUGUUUCUAGUCACAAGUGCCGAAGAAGAUCAUUUUGGCACGAUAAAAAAGAAAUUCAACAUGGCAAAUUUAUAUCAAAAUAUAGCAGGCAGUUUGGAAAAGCCAGUAGCAAAACAGACUGUUGUAAGCGCUGUAUGGCCUCCUAUUGCAGCACAACAACGACAAACUUCGCCUGUUCAUGAUCGAUUGAACACUCCUGUAUCGCAGUUGCAUGCGGUAACAACACAUCAUACUCCAUACGACAAUAUUUACAACAAAAAUGUUAUCAAUGACAAAACACAAAUAGCGCCAAAUGCUGAUCUAUCUGUGACGAUUUGUUAUAAAUGCAAAAGUAGUAUCGAUAAAAAUAGUCAACCGAAGCUCACAUUUAACAAUCGUUUUUAUCAUCAACAAUGUUUCAAGUGUGGUAGUUGCCGAAAAAAUUUGAGCGACUCCGAGAACAGCAAAUUUUCAAUCGACGAUGAUGGUGAACCUUUAUGCGCAUAUUGCGGAUUAAUAACUGCAAAAGUUUGUACUGUCUGCGGAACCCGUAUUGUCAAUGGAGGAACCAUCAAUUUCGAUAGGAAAAGUUAUCACACCGAUUGUUUUCGUUGUAGCCAAUGCCAUCGACCAGUAGCAGGUGAACAAAAAACGCUAACACACAAUUCGAAACCUUGUUGUAUUACAUGCUUUAAAGAUAAUUUCGCACCACGUUGUUCAAAGUGUACCCAACCGAUUGUUCUUGAGCCAGCGGUCACUUGCGAUGGGAAGAAGUAUCAUUCAGAUUGUUUUUCUUGUGGGCAAUGCCACAAACCGGUAACCGAUUCUAAAUAUUACACACAUCUUGGAGAACCUUGUUGCGCAAAAUGUUUCACUGAACGUAUUGCUUUUCGAUGCGCAGAAUGUUUUCGAAUAAUUUCUGAUGGAAAAUCGAUUACUUGUGAUGGCAAACACUACCAUUCUGAAUGUUUACAUUGUGGCCAAUGCAAAAAGCCUCUGGCGACUGAAAAAGAUUUAUUCAAGCACAAUGAAAAGCCGUGUUGUAGUCGAUGCCACGAGGAACAUUUUGCACCGCGAUGUUCAAAAUGUUCAAGACCCAUUAAAGAUAUCAACUAUUCGACGUACGAGAACCAAAGUUUUCAUAGUGAUUGUUUCACCUGUUGGAAGUGCCACCGUGUAAUUCAUAGCUCAGAGAAGUUUUGUACCGAUCAAGCUGGAUUUUUAUGUUUAACCUGUGCCAAAUUAUUGGACUAA
Messenger RNA from Rotaria socialis, 1233 nucleotides. The record is from the annotation of a GenBank genome assembly. NCBI's taxonomy places the organism in Eukaryota, Metazoa, Rotifera, Eurotatoria, Philodinida, Philodinidae.